AUGCUCAGCUCUUUCUCUCGAACUCGCAGGCAAUAUCACCUCAUACUGGCCUGCGUGGCAGCUUCAAUAUGCUUCAUCAACUUGCUCUUCAUCACAAAUGCCAUCGACGAUUCCAUCAUCCCCCUCCCGAACCUAAACCUGUUCACCGCAACUACCAACCCCGUGAUCGGACAUUUUGCCCGAGAUGAACACCCUAUCGCCGACUUGAUGAGGGAAGCGAACCGAGACUGGCAGGCAUACGAUAAUGGUCGCUCAACUAGUUUCCGUCGGACAGUCGACAGAUAUCGUGAAACAUAUGGGCGCCACCCACCUCCUGGCUUCAAGGAAUGGUACAUGUUCGCACGCAAAAAGAGCGUACACAAUGUGGACGACUUCCAGCAAAUUAUGGGGGAUCUGCGGCCUUUUUGGGCGGUUCCCCCAGCGGAGAUUCGACGGAUGGCAGCGAAACUGCAAUCAAGCGAGGGCAUUGCAGGAGUGCAAAUCCGCAAUAAGAAGGUUGUGUACUCCCCUAUUGAGGGGUGGAGAAUUGAAACUCUGCGAAAAUCGAUCAAACGGAUUGUCCGAUAUCUGCCCGACAUGGACAUUGCACUUAAUAUUAUGGAUCAGCCGCGGGUGAUGGUGUCAUUCGAAGACACCCAGGAAUAUCUCCGCGCCGAAGCCCUCACAAGGAGCCUGCCUAUUGAUGCGCAUGAUGGUUUUACCCCAGGCAUGAAACAUCUGUAUGAGGAAGGUUCCGGGAUAGAAGAUGCUAUGGACCCGUCUUGGUUUUCAAUCGCUGGAAAGCCGUACAUGGACUUUGCCAAGGAGUCUUGCGAUCCUGACUCACCUGCUCGCAAUGAUAACUUCACCGUGGAGGAUGCCGAUAGGUUAUACAAAUCGCCUUCGGGUGGGUUUGUCACCAACUUUACCGCUUCCUCUGAUCUAUGCACUGUGGGACCCGUCCUUGGAGAGAAACACGGCUUUUUGUUCUCGGCAUCCAGCAACCUCAUUACGAGGAAACUGAUUCCAGUCUUCAGCGAGUGCAAGGUUAGUGUGAACAACGACAUCUUAUUUCCAGCCAAUAUGUAUUUCUUGAACGACAAGCGAUAUGUGUACAACUCACGGCAUGACUACGAGUGGGAAGACAAAACGGACACUCUGCUCUGGCGCGGUGUGACCUCCGGUGGUGUCCAGCUUGCGGAUAAUUGGCAGCGCAUGCACCGCCAACGCUUUGUGCAUGUCACCAACAGCACUGAGAUGAGGGCAAUGUCAGUCUCUAUCCUCUCCGAGACCAGCAGGGGCCAAUAUCGGAACUAUUCCAACUUCUACCCAGGCAAAUUUUCCUCGGACCACUUCGAUGUUGGCUUCACUGAGGGGUUGGGCUGCAUCCCGGAUUGUUCGUUCUAUGACGGUGUUUUGACUUAUAAAAAGCCAAAGGCGUUCAGCCAGCAGUUCAAAACAAAAUACCUUGUCGACAUCGACGGACACAGCUUCUCUGGCCGAUGGCGCGCUUUCCAGCUCAGCAAAUCCAUGGGGAUCAAAGCAACAAUUUUCCGCGAAUGGCAUGAUUCCCGACUUUUUGCCUGGCGUCACUUUGUUCCCAUGGACAAUCGUUACGACGAUUUGUACGGGUUGAUGACCUAUUUCCUCGGUCUGGACUCGCAGGCAUCCCUUGACGAUCCAUUCUCAGUUAGCGAGCCAUACAUCCAAGAACAUGAUUUUGAGGCCAAUGUGAUUGCCUCUCAAAGUCGGGAGUGGGCUCAGAACGCGCUCCGCGACGAAGAUCUUGACAUCUAUCUCUACCUUCUUCUCCUUGAAUAUGGCCGCAUCAUUGAUGAUAAUCGUGAUAGCAUUGGGUAUAGUGGUGACGGAAACGAGCUAGACCACUUUGACGAACAAUACCCUUUCCCUCCAGCGAUACCGAACAUCGUCAAUCCUCCUCCCGUCACCUAUCCACAAUAA
This is a messenger RNA of Penicillium paradoxum, 1941 nucleotides long. RefSeq names its product Lipopolysaccharide-modifying protein. The record is from RefSeq and is a predicted model, not a curated record. Bases 1 to 1941 code for a protein of 646 amino acids. NCBI's taxonomy places the organism in Eukaryota, Fungi, Ascomycota, Eurotiomycetes, Eurotiales, Aspergillaceae. The transcript has a single exon.